This is a messenger RNA of Pelmatolapia mariae (spotted tilapia), 771 nucleotides long. RefSeq names its product heat shock transcription factor 2 binding protein (gene hsf2bp). Lineage: Eukaryota; Metazoa; Chordata; Actinopteri; Cichliformes; Cichlidae. The record is from RefSeq and is a predicted model, not a curated record. The coding region runs from base 1 to 771 and encodes 256 amino acids. The transcript is spliced from 6 exons. Gene Ontology annotation, cellular component: cytosol.
AUGGAUGUUCAGGAAAAGCUGCUGUUACGUGAGCAACUGUGGCAGAGCAGAGUGGAGCUGCAGCAGCAGGCAGACUUCUGCUCUGGUCUGGGAUCUGCUGCCUGCAGUCUGCUGUGGAGCUGCUCUGCCAAGGAGGACACCGUCUCACUUUGGCUGGCUGAUGGGAAGCUGCAGGCCUUCCUUGCUGUAGCUGCUCAGACUCUAGAGAGCUUUGUCACGUCUUUGGAUGAAGAGGAGAAAACUCAAACUGAGGACUACAACUCCCACGAGCAUCAGUUUGUGUUGGCAGUGGCUGGGACCAUUACUAAUGUAGCAGCAGUAACGCAGGGGCGGGACUUCCUGUCAAGCUCAGCGCAUGUCUUGCUGGACACUUUGAUGAAACUUCUCAAGUUGAUGAAGCCUGGUGUCUUCCCCAGACUGAAAGUGUUGAUGCUGAUGGCGCUCUAUAACGUGAGCAUCAGUCUCAAAGGACUGAAGUACCUGAGUGAGAACCAAGGAAUCCUCCCUCUCAUCUGGAACCUGCUUGAUGACGGACACUGGGAGGUGUGUCUCCACUCCCUGCGUCUCCUGCAGUCCAUGUUGUUAGAGGACGAUGUGUUGCUCCUGUUGGGCUCCUCGCUACUGGAUCCAGACCUCUGUGAUCGCGUCAGCAGGCUCGCUGCCAGCAUGCAGCCAAGCCUGAGACUGACUGCUCUGCAGACCUUGGAGGACCUUCAGGCCCUCCAACAGUCACCCCCACGCUGCACACACUGUGCUGUAUCCAUGGACUAA